Cavia porcellus (domestic guinea pig) is the source of this 2956-nucleotide messenger RNA. RefSeq names its product zinc finger protein 133 (gene Znf133). Gene Ontology annotation, molecular function: DNA-binding transcription factor activity; RNA polymerase II cis-regulatory region sequence-specific DNA binding. NCBI's taxonomy places the organism in Eukaryota, Metazoa, Chordata, Mammalia, Rodentia, Caviidae. Gene Ontology annotation, biological process: regulation of transcription by RNA polymerase II. The record is from RefSeq and is a predicted model, not a curated record. The transcript has 5 exons. Bases 847 to 2823 code for a protein of 658 amino acids.
UCAGUAAUCUGGUGUACGCGGUGGAGACCCAGCGACCACCCCAAUACAAAAUUAAGCUAGAGGCCACAGAGGCAGGCUGCCCUUGGAAGCCAAAAGAGGCGCCCCUGACACGUUAUUUCCGCUCCCGCGGGGUGCACCAGACACCGGAAGUAUAAGUCACUGCAGGGGUCACCAGGGAAUAUGGUCUUGGAAGAAAAGGCGUUGAGAGCGAGGGUCACGGCAGAAUGAGAAGCUUCACUUGGAUGACGAACGCGAUUUUAAGAGAAAUCCGGGGAUACGCAGCGGCGACUUUCCUGCAGACGUAGCCACGUUACCCAGCGCCUGGUCACUGCUGUUGGCCUGGGUCCGUUACCCAGAGACGGCGCCGAGCAUCCUGGGAGAUGCGGCACAAGGGUGGAGCAUCCUGGGAGGUGUGGCCCUGUGCUGAGCAUCCUGGGAGGUGUAGUCCCGGUGCCUUGUUGUACGCGAUCUCCAACUGGUGGCUGGAGCGACCCCUUGCUUGUUCUUUGGUGGCGCUGGUGAGUGGAGCUUCAAGUCGGGAACCUUGCUACAGUCAUGCUGUUUUCUGCUGGGAAAGGAAGGAUCUGUGGCAAGAGCCCAGGUCGGUACGAGUGGGCGGGAGUGGAGUGCGGUGGAGACGCACCGGGGCGUCACUGGGCAUGAGAUUCAUUCCCGAUGCCUUUAAGAAAGAAGAGGCGCUGCCCUAUUGGAGCUUGAGGACUUCUGGUUCCUUUCCUGAGCUUUUUCUUGUUCUUCUGCUUCCUGUGGGCCCUGAAUGCCCAGGGUGGACUGCCUGCUGGGGAAGGGAGGCUUCCUGGGUUGUCAGCUGCCCAGCUGCAGGCACACAUGGCGUUCAGGGAUGUGGCUGUGGACUUCUCCCAGGAGGAGUGGAGCCUGCUGAGUCCUGCCCAGCGGAGGCUGUACAGGGAGGUGAUGCUGGAGACCUACAGCCACCUGGUGUCUCUGGGAAUUCCAUUUUCUAAACCAAAACUCAUCACACAGCUGGAGCAGGGUCAAGAGAUGUGGCAAGAGAAGAGAAAAUGUCCACCAGCCAUCUGUCCAGCAGAAGCAAAGCCGGAACUUCAGCUGGGUCCUUUUGGUGGUCCGGAUUUCUCGGCUCAGAGAUUCCCAGUGCAGCAUGUGCUGUGCGGCCAGCCUCCCUGGCUGCUGACCUGCUUGUGCGCAGGAAGUGCUGUCCUGCCAGGGGCUCUGGGCCCGGAGGAUCCGGAGGAGCAGAAGAAGCAGCUGCCAGCCUUGGAGGGGCGCACCUGGAGUGCAGAGGCCAAGGGUAGCAACAACGAGGGCCCCAGGCCUGCCUUUGGGAAGAUGCAGAGGAUGACUCUGGGCAUGUUCUCCAGGCCUCUGCAGGGCCAGCUGGGCAGAGACCUCUGCGGGGCGGAGGUAGAGGUGGAGGCUGGCACCGCUUUGCCAGGGCCACCUGAGCACGCAGACAAGUUGCUGACUGGCAUCGAGGUCUUAGGGUUUGGGACAGUCAGCUGCAGUGAGUGCGGGCUGGGCUUCAGCAAGAUGAGCAACUUGCUGAGCCAUCAGCGUGUGCACGCAGGCGCCAAACCAUACGUGUGCGGGACGUGUGGGAAGGGCUUCAGCCUGCGAAAGAGCCUGGCACGGCACCAGAAGGCGCACUCAGGAGAGAAGCCCAUCGUGUGCAGCGAGUGUGGCCGGGGCUUCAACCGCAAGUCCACGCUGGUCAUCCACGCACGCACGCACUCUGGGGAGAAGCCAUAUGCGUGCGGGGAGUGCGGGCGCGGCUUCAGCCAGAAGUCCAACCUCAUCAUCCACCAACGCACGCACUCGGGCGAGAAGCCCUACGUGUGCCGCGAGUGCGGCAAGGGCUUCAGCCAGAAGUCGGCUGUGGUGCGGCACCAGCGCACGCACCUUGAGGAGAAGACCAUCGUGUGUGGCGACUGUGGCCUGGGCUUCAGCGACCGGUCCAACCUCGUCUCGCACCAGCGGACGCACUCGGGCGAGAAGCCGUACGCGUGCGCAGAGUGUGGCCGCUGUUUCCGGCAGAGGACCACGCUGGUCAACCACCAGCGCACGCACUCCAAGGAGAAGCCGUACGUGUGCGGGGUGUGUGGGCACGGCUUCAGCCAGAAUUCCACGCUCAUCUCGCACCGCAGGACGCACACGGGCGAAAAGCCCUACGUGUGCUCUGUGUGCGGUCGCGGCUUUAGCCUCAAGUCACACCUCAGCAGGCACCGCAGCACGCACUCCGGGGAGAAGCCCGUCGUGUGCGGGGAGUGCGGGCGUGGCUUCAGCCAGCAGUCCAACCUCGUGCGGCACCAGCGCACGCACUCUGGGGAGAAGCCCCUGGCCUGCGAGGAGUGCGGCCGUGGCUUCCGCCAGAAGUCCAACCUGGCGGCACACCGCAGGACGCACUCGGGGGAGAAGCCCUACGUGUGCCGCGAGUGCGGCCGCGGCUUCAGCCAUCAGGCCGGGCUUGUCCGGCACCGGCGGAAGCACCUGAAGGAGCAGCCGUACUCGUGCCGGCUGUGCGGGCUGGGCUUCGGCAGUAAGGCUGCCCUCAUCGUGCACAGGAGGGCGCACACGGAAGGGGAGGCGCGCAUGCGCAGUGAGCGCAGCCAGGGUCCCCUCCGAAAGCCACGCCUGGCUCCACACCCGCGGGCGCACAAGGGGUCGCAGCCCUGUGUGUGCCCAGCCUGCGGGCGCGGCUUCAGGCGACGAUCUCAGCUCAGUCGGCACCGGAUGACGGGGUGUGGCCUCCGCAGGCCCCUGGCGCAGGCCGGCACUGAGGCCACUGGGCUUCGCUUUGAAAAGGAAGGUGGCGCGGGGCACCGCUAGUCAGUGUCUUUCCUGCCAUGGCAGGGAGUGGGAACGACUGUUCUGUAAGUGGUUGGACACUGACUUGAUUUCUUUCUUCCAGUUUUUCCCAUGUUCUGUGGCCUUCUGUGCUAAUAAAGCACUUCUUUCCAGA